Folsomia candida is the source of this 2204-nucleotide messenger RNA. RefSeq lists its product as uncharacterized. Gene Ontology annotation, molecular function: ATP binding; protein kinase activity. Gene Ontology annotation, biological process: protein phosphorylation. NCBI's taxonomy places the organism in Eukaryota, Metazoa, Arthropoda, Collembola, Entomobryomorpha, Isotomidae. The record is from RefSeq and is a predicted model, not a curated record. The transcript is spliced from 2 exons. The coding region runs from base 312 to 2126 and encodes 604 amino acids.
UAAGUACCAAAAUCAUAAAUCACGUAAUGCUGUGGGGUGACCCACAGUUUUGGACUGGAAAUCCGAAACCCUAUCUUGCCUCUCGCAUUUUUACAUUGAAAUUCUGCUUUACAAGAUAAACUGCUAUCAGCUCAUGCUGGUGAACAAAGUCUGCGUUCAAAUUGGUUCAACGGCCAGUACGAAUCUUACGUACACUGAGUAAUACUUGGAUUUUCUUCUUGCUAAAAUUAUUGGCAUCACUUUACUCUACUGACCGGAACCUUCCCCUUCUUCUAGUUUGAUUCAGACCCCAACCUGAAAAAUACGCCAUAAUGGAGCCAGAAACAACAACUUUCACUUCUUGGUUUGAUCAUCUCUCCCUGGAAGAAUUUCUGGGUUUCGGAUACUACGGACAUGUAUUCAAAGCUAUCAGCGGAGCAAAAUCAAAAAGAUUGUCAGCCGUCAAAGUAAUAUUCAUUGACACGUCUGGAAAAUUACCUGAAGAGCUGGAGGAAGAAAAGCAAAUAGUUUCUCGAGAGUAUAACCUGAUGACAGGUAAAAAGCAUGAAAAUGUAUUAGAAAUUCUGAAAUCGACGUACACCCAUUUCACCGUCUCGGACCUUAACAUCAUUAAAGACUUGGACUGUCUAAAAGAAAAUGAGAAUGCCGCAGAUAUGAUUAAAUUUCGAACUAUACAAGCAGAAAAAAAGCCCAUUUCGACAUUUUGUAUACAAAUGGAGCUGUGUGGGAAAAAUUUGAGACAAUGGCUUAACGCUCAAUCUAUUAACAACCCUAACAACCUUCAAAAAACCAUCAUACGAAAUAUGUUCGAAGGGUUAAAAUACCUGCACAGCAAUAACAUAAUGCAUCGUGAUUUUCGUCCGGAAAAUGUCAUGUUUAGCUAUUCAUCAACAACAGAUUUUCUUCUGCCUGUCAAAGUCGGUGAUUUUGGUUUAUGUCGGAACGUGCAUAGAGAGCAAACCGUUACGGGUACCCUGACCCCUGGGGUAGGACAUGACCUGUAUCGUGCCCCAGAAACAAGGGGAAAUAAUUACGGGGUUCAAGCUGAUAUCUUCUCUUUUGGACUGGUCGUGUGGGAAGUAAGUCACUUGUUGAGACAAAGAGAAACUCCCAAAAUGUUUUACGAACUUGUUGAGAAAUCAAAAACGGGUCUGGUUAAGUCUAGUAACCUAUUUCGCAAUGCUAAGGAAUUAAUCGUCUCACUAACGAUGAGGCGUGUUGAAGAUCGAAUAACAAGCUUACAUGACAUAGGACAUUUCGAUGAAAACCGGAAUAAGUUCACCGUCAGGAAAAUGAAAGAGUUGAGGCGAAUUUUGACGACCUGCAAGCCUGGAGAUACAAUCGUACUAAAGGAUUUCGUUGACUCUAGAAAUAAUACAUAUACAUUAUGUGCAGACAAUGUAACAUUGUAUCAGGAAGGAAUAGUAACUCGUCUUGACUUAGUCAUCAAGGGAAAUAGUUGCACAAUCAAGAAUAUUACUGCGACGGAAAUCACAAUUGAAGGAAGCAACAAUUUGUUGCAAGAUAUCAAUUGCAGUGAGUUUAAGCUAACUGGAAGCAACAAUAAAGUAUCAAAUGGCAGAUUUGGCAAACUCUACCAUAAGUCAUUUCCGGAGAUAUCAGUAUCCGGAGAUAACAAUUCACUGGAAAAUGUGCAAAUAUCAUUACCUUACGGCGGGGUGUUGGUAUCGGGAUCAGGCAAUAAAUUUCUGUCCCUGAAAUUUAAAGAUGUGAGAGAUAUGGGAUUACUAAUUUCCGGUUCAAAAAAUGUAAUUCGCGAUUGCACAAUGAAUACAAGGGAGUACUUCCCGCCUGAGGCUAUAUAUUAUGAUUUGAAAAAAUUCCAAAAUUACUCGGACGAAAUUAAACGUGUACACGAUACCUACGGUGGAAUUAGUAUAAUAACGACUCCAACUUCUUCAGAAUCUGUAAUCAGUAAUACCAUCUGCGACAACGUAUUUAUUUCUGGAAUGCACCAUCAGCUUGAAAGCUCAAUAAUCAACAAAACACUAAAUUUACGAGGCGAAAAUCAUUCUAUCAAAUCAUGUAAAGUGCACCAACUAUUUGACAAGAGUGACUCGACCGCACAUAUCGACAACAAUUUUGAGAUAGUGGAGGUUAAUUAAUAUAGUUGUUAUCCUUUAACAUCUUGUAUUUACAUACUCUACAUAGAAUAAACCGUCGCAAACGCGCAUACGGAAGUA